AUGGCUGAGUUGGUUGCUAUGUGGUUCGCUGAUCCACAUAGGUUAGCGAUUGCCUGUGUUGAAAGCUUGGCAGGCCCUGAAGCCCUGCACACUGGAUCACUUCAGCGUCGGAGUUAUCAAGACCAGUAUCAGGUUGCAGUUGCCAUGGCCAAAAUAACACGUGAACAAUUCGCCGUGGAACGUCUCAUGUUCUGCACCUUCAACGCCAGGACAGCCUUCACCAACGUCGAACUUCACACCCUUCUCGAGGCUGCCGAACGCACCUACCAGUAA
Messenger RNA from Strongylus vulgaris, 273 nucleotides. NCBI's taxonomy places the organism in Eukaryota, Metazoa, Nematoda, Chromadorea, Rhabditida, Strongylidae. The record is from the annotation of a GenBank genome assembly.